GCCCCCGCAGCUCGCCGUUCUUAUCUCCCCCUCUUCCUCUCCCGUCUCCCCCCCACGCCCCCCGCGCCGCGGGCGUUCCUUCUCCCAUGACCUGAUCGCUCCUCUUCUGCCUCUUCCGUCCCUCCCUACCGCCCCGCGAAGUUGUGCUCUCAAGGUCUCUCCAUGAAACGGGUAAAAUCAAAGGCGGAUGCCUCCAAGAAGGCCGAUAACAAGCUUUCAGCGAAGAAGGGAUCGGAACGGGCGAGUAAGAAGCCGAGGAAAUUGAAGGCCGCCAAGGAUCCCAACAAGCCUAAGAGGCCUCCCAGUGCCUUCUUUGUCUUCAUGGAAGAGUUCCGGAAGUCUUUCAAGGAAAAGAACCCGAAUAAUAAGUCGGUCUCUGUGGUUGGUAAAGCUGGUGGGGAUAAGUGGAAGUCCAUGUCAGAAGAUGAGAAGGUUCCCUAUGUGACCAAAGCAGCUAAGUUAAAGACGGAGUACGCGAAGAAGUUAGCUACAUACAAUAAUAACCAGUCUGGCGGAGGGAGUUAUGCGGCUGGUGAUGAAGACGAGUCUGACAAAUCCAAGUCUGAGGUGAAUGAUGAUGAAGAGGAAGAAGAGGGAAGUGAAGAGGCUUGUGUGAUUGUCAAAAUAGUUCCAUAGAUUGUUAAGUUGCAGUGGGAAAAGGCGCUAACCUUUUUAUCUUUGUUUUGUUAAACAGGAAGAGGAGGAAGAUGACUGAGAGAACUAUGAGCAAAAGUGCAGUUGAAGGGGCAGAGUUGUUGAAGUAAGUUUGGCAUACCACUGUCUUCUGUGAUGGCUGAACCAUUACUUGGCUGUUGAACGACAUGUACUUACUUUCAUCUACCUAAAAAAAAGUUAAUGCCACUUGGGGUUAGUUCAUCUGUUAUUCA
Messenger RNA from Musa acuminata subsp. malaccensis (wild Malaysian banana), 887 nucleotides. Its product is annotated as HMG1/2-like protein. The record is from RefSeq and is a predicted model, not a curated record. Lineage: Eukaryota; Viridiplantae; Streptophyta; Magnoliopsida; Zingiberales; Musaceae.